Messenger RNA from Exophiala mesophila, 2884 nucleotides. RefSeq lists its product as uncharacterized. NCBI's taxonomy places the organism in Eukaryota, Fungi, Ascomycota, Eurotiomycetes, Chaetothyriales, Herpotrichiellaceae. Gene Ontology annotation, molecular function: protein binding. The record is from RefSeq and is a predicted model, not a curated record. The transcript has a single exon. The coding region runs from base 255 to 2762 and encodes 835 amino acids.
GUCAGGAAUUGCUUCAUCCCGUUUCGUGCGGCCGAUUGAACAUCUUCCACCACCAUUGGCAGGGCUUCAUUAUUUGGGGUAACUUUUAACCCUCAGGUCUCCAUCCCUGCCUGUCUUUACAGUACUAUACGAGCUACCGUUGUCGAGUCCUGCCGCCUCUAAAUUCGCUCUCUUGCUUCUUCCCCCCAGCAUGUUCUCACACUCCUUAGCACCUUGACAGGAGACCUUCACCCUCUUCCUAUAUAUCCAACAACAUGAAGACCUCAUACCUCACCCGCCGUGUCAUUCGUGCCAUCAUCAAUAACCGACCAUACACAACCGCUGGCUGCAAGCAUUUUUCUCCACGAGCUCAUAGGUCCCCUCUUGUCCCACUACAGCCAUGUCGGCAACAAACCCGAUCCAUAUUCGGCCUAAACCUCGGUUCCUCUUCGAAAGGCUUUCAAGACGCGAAGCCUACCGCAGAGAAUAUCGAGCGUGCCUUAGGGAACCUGGUCGAUGUUGUUAGGGCGAGGAGAUCCCACUUGAGAUUCCCUCCCGAUGACCAGACUGUUGAAUCGUUGAGGUUUCUUUUCGCCUCUCGAUUGGAGAACCCUAGACUCCUCACAAGCAAUGAAGUCCAUAUUAUCACUGAGGCCUUUGACCAUUUGCAUGAGAGGGGACGCAUCUUGUCCGAUGAGUCGUACAAUACUCUGCAAGAAGAAGACUUAAACAAUAUCCUCCUGGCUUUGGCGACGUCCACUGGAAAGGACCGAUUCCGAUCCGAUGCUCGGUCGUUGGCCACCAGCAUCUUCAAUCUUUUGCGCUCUCGUGUCGACGAUGUUCAAGCCUUGUCUUUGUCUUCGUCUCCAAACCAUCAUCCUGCUCAUGGCUCUCUUUUGGUCACCUAUAUCACAGUUCUCUCCAAGACCGGAUCCGCUCAAGAAGCAUUGCAACUUCUGAGAAAAUCAACCGAAGCCUCUGACAGCCUCAGUCUUCCUAUGUGGACAGCAGUCUUGAGAGGGCUCGCUGCGGAAGGAAGAAUGGACGAAUUCUGGGAUGUCAUCCAGGAAGUUCAGGACCUUGUGGGCCCUCUCGAUGCAAUUUCACAUGAAGUCCUUGUCACAUUUUUCGCUCAGCAUGAUCAGAUUAGUACGCUGAAACGAGUUUUUGAACUUCCUCUGCAGGAGGGUCAGGUUCCUACAACAUCGUCUAUCGUCAAGGCUGUCGACUGUUGCAUCAAGAACGAUGAAACCAAAUGGGCUGCUCCCUUGGUCAAGUCGCUUUAUGAGCGAACCGAUGUCAGAGACAUUGCCGGAACUUUACUUCUAUGGUAUGCUGUCCAUGAUCCAAAUUACGGACAUAUCCGUCGACGACUGGAGGAAAUGAUUGAUUCGGAUGUCCCUGAUGCACUCACUAUCAAUACACUGAACCGCAUCAUUGAGUAUGCUUACUCGCAGCACAAUCCAGGAAAAGCGGAAGAGUAUAUGAACCUAGCCAAGCACCUUGGUUUGACCCUCGAUGCUCGAACACGAUCCCUUGAGCUGGACUAUGCAUUGCAUCAAGGUGACCGGUCAGGUGCUGCCAAAGCGUUUGAGAGUCUGUGUCGUGAGGAUAUUCCCUUGGACCGUUGCGAUGUACCAGUGCUCAAUCGAUACAUUGCCGACCUUUGCUUUUCGGCUGACCAUGAGUACAACCACCUGAUCAAAGUAGUCGACCACGUCAUUGAAACCAAUGCCGAUCUUACAGCCGAAGCCAUCGCCGGACUAUGCCACGUCUUCAUCAGAAAAGGCGAGCUCGAAGAAGUCGCAAAUCUGCUCCGCCACCGUGUCGAUUCUCUCCCUUCUGAUGAUCGAGCGCGGAUUGCCGCAGUCUUUCGCACCUACAUCGUCGAGAGUGAUGUCAAGGCUCAAGACGCCUUCAACGCCUAUGAGCUGUUCCGUCAUGCGUUCCCCGAAACUCGUGUGGCCGAUCGGUUACCUUUGAUGCAAUCCUUCUUCGACCGUUCACGCCCUGACCUCGCUUGCUUGGUCUUUGGUCACAUGCGGCAACGGCAUGAGCGCGACGUUCGACCGACAGCUGAAGCAUACGCCCAGUGUUUUGCGGGCAUUGCCAAUUGUAAAGAUAUCGAUGGCCUUCAAAUGGUAUACAACAUGUUGAAGUUAGACUUGGAGGUUGACCAAACCACUCGCAUCCACAACAGCUUGAUGGCCGCCUACGUCGAGUGUCAACAGCCAUUCGUAGCCAUCAUCGACCAUUUCUGGAAAAUUAUGGAAUCCAAAGAAGGCCCGACAUUGAGUUCAUUCCAACUGGCCCUUCGAGCCUGUGAGAAAUGGAUUCCGCAAGGCGGCCACGAAGCACGACAGAUCAUGGCUCUCAUGCAGAGUUUCAACCUUCGCAUCACCAAGGAAGUGUAUGAUCUAUACAUUGGCGCAUUGGCAGGGCAGUCAGAGUUUGAGAAUGUCGUCGACUUGAUCGAUCACAUGUUACAAGACAUUGGCGAGCAUCCAGACGCUUUCACGAUUGGAACAUUCUACAACGCCAUCCCAUGGCAGUACCGUAAAGACGAAGUCGCCAAGUGGGCCAAAGAAGCGUAUCCGGAGGAAUGGGCCGAAUUGGAAUCAUGGGGUGACGAAAUCGAUGAGGAAUGGGAGAUUCGAUAUUUCAAAAUGAAUCGAAACAGAGACAUUGAUAUGAACGACGAGCUCUUGUUUGAUAAGGGCGAAUAUACGCCUUAUAUUGCCAAGGAGUGGCAGGAGGCUUUGGAGAGACCCAAGGAUGGGUGAUUAAAUUGAUUGAUUGAUUCAUCCUUGUAUAUAUAUAUAAAUAAAAAUCGAGCCAGCACAGAGGAAUCUUCGGGUCCUUCGGCAGCUGAACAAUAUAUUAUACUAAUCGAGACAUCACUGCG